Messenger RNA from Rattus norvegicus (Norway rat), 4427 nucleotides. RefSeq names its product ribosomal RNA processing 1B (gene Rrp1b). Gene Ontology annotation, biological process: rRNA processing. The coding region runs from base 57 to 2258 and encodes 733 amino acids. The transcript is spliced from 16 exons. NCBI's taxonomy places the organism in Eukaryota, Metazoa, Chordata, Mammalia, Rodentia, Muridae. The record is from RefSeq and is marked validated. Gene Ontology annotation, cellular component: nucleus; preribosome, small subunit precursor.
AGAUCGCUCGGCGGCUAGCCGCACGCGCGCAGCCCGGGGAUGCUGAAGCGGGUGCGAUGGCUCCCGCCAUGCAGUCUACCGAGCUCCAGUUCGCACAGCGGCUGGCCUCCAGUGAGAAGGGCGUCCGCGACCGCGCCGUGAGGAAACUGCGGCAGUAUCUCAGCGCAAGGACGCAGAGCGACACAGGAAGUUUCAGUCAGGAAGAACUCCUAAAAAUAUGGAAAGGACUCUUCUACUGCAUGUGGGUGCAGGACGAACCCCUUCUGCAGGAGGAGCUAGCGAACAUUAUUUCCCAACUCAUCCACGUUGUUAACAGCUCCGAGGCUCAGCACCUGUUUAUUCAGACCUUCUGGCAGACCGUGAAUCGAGAGUGGCAAGGGAUAGACAAGCUGCGACUGGACAAGUACUACAUGCUGAUCCGCCUGGUCCUGAGGCAGUCCUUCGAAGUUCUCAAGCGGAAUGCCUGGGAAGAGAGCCAAAUCACACUGUUUCUGGACAUCCUGAUGAAGGAGAUCCUGAGUCCCGAGAGUCGGUCCCCCAACGGAGUGAGAUCCCACUUGAUUGAUGUGUACUUGGAUGAGCUCUCCACUGUGGGAGGGAGAGAGCUCUUAGCUGAUCAGAACCUCAAGUUAAUCGAUCCGUUCUGCAGAAUUGCUGCCAAGACUAAGGACCACACGCUGGUACAGACUGUAGCGAAGGGUGUCUUUGAAGUCAUUGUAGAUCAGUCUGCCUUUGUACCUGAAGAGUCUGUGGAAGAGCAGAAAACCAAAGAGGAUGGCAAUGGCCUCCCUGCAAAUGAGCUGGCCUGUCAAAAGGUGGUCGGUGGGAAGAAGACUGCACUGGACGAAUGCCUCAGAGAUGGAGUCAUUGGCAGCAGAGAAAGAGACAUCUGUGCAGCCUUGAAAGAUUCAGGGUCACCUCUCCAGUUUGACUAUAAGGCUGUUGCUGAUCGACUCCUGGAGAUCGCCAACUCGAAGAGCACCCCUCCCUUCAACAGGAAGCGACUCUGCAGACUAGUCAGAAAGUUCCAGGACCUCUCUGAAGGCAAUGGUGCUCAACUUAGUUUUGCUGAGGAUAUUUCUGCUGGUGAAAAUGGUCAAGCCCUCAGUCAGAGAAGGCACAAGAGGAAGAGAAAGAAGCUUUUAGAGAGAGCUGCUUUAGAACGGGAGGAAGGAAACACAGUCUCUGCUGCUGGUGAAGAGGACGGCGGGGGUCACAUUCACAAGAGGAAAAGGAAAAAGAGGAAAAGGAGCCACUUCCAGUCUGACACUCAGGACCUGGGUUCUGUUGCCGAGGCUGCAGUACCUAGUGCUGACAGUGAGCCUGGUGCCGCCCAGAGGCAUGCACUGCAAGCCUGCGUGGCGGCCCCUACAGCAGAGGCCACAUCCAACACCAGGGAGAACAGUUCCGAGCCUACACCCGCCACGCCCAUCCACAGUAAAAGGAAACGGCAGAGAAAGAAGAACCUGAGGGCCCACAGAGAGAUCUGGAAAUCCACCACUCUACCUCAGGAGGACGUGUCAAAGAAUGACCCUGCCAGUGGGCAGCCUCAGACUGCUCUCAUUUCUUCCUCAGAAGGUGGCCAAGCCCGGAAAAGGAAGCGGAAACUCGGAGCUCUCCCUGUCAGUAGUGGUGACCUAACCGUACAGAAGGCAGGUACUCCAGCAAGCCCAGUGGAGGGAAAUGAUGGCCAGACCACCCUGCCCCGGUGCAAGAGGUCACAAAAGAAGACAGCAUCCAACACCCUUGACCACUAUGAUCCGUCCAGUCAAAAAACAGCAAUCUCAAAAAAGAGAAAAAAGAUGAAGCAGACGUCCAACGGUGUGUUGGAGUGCAGCGCUGGGCAGAUCCAAGCUCUGGGAAGCAACAGGACUCUGAAGAAGCCACUGAAAAUGGAGGACGACCUUGUGAAGUUUGACACCAGAUUCUUACCAAAGGCCCUGUUCUUCAGGAAAGCCAAGAACAGCUCUGCCACCCGUCCCCAAGGUCCUACUGUCCAGCUGAAUAAAACACCCUCCAGUUCCAAGAAAGUCACCUUUGGAUUGAACAGAAACAUGACAGCAGAAUUUAAGAAGACAGACAAGAGUAUCCUGGUCAGCCCCACGGGCCUCUCCAGAGUGGCAUUUAACCCCGAGCAGAGGCCACUCCACGGAGUGUUGAAGACUCCCACAAGCUCCCCGGCCAGCACGCCUCUAUCAACCAUGAAGCUACCAGCAACUACCCCAAAGAGAAGGCCAAGGGCUGCGGACUUCUUCUGAGAGCCAGAAUCCCUUUUGGAGGACUGCUUUUAUACUGGAUAUUCUAUAAAUUAUAACUUUUAAAUGUGGGCUUUUUAAUUAUUUUACAAAUAUCCAUGAAUGGGACAAUGUUUUGAACCUGGACUGCAGGCCACUCCUGCUAGGCUUGCAGCCAUGGUUCCUGUCUGAGUCCACGCACACCCUCACCAGAAGGACUAGGUGCUGUUGGUACAUGGAGCCCCCUCGGUGCCCAUUGCUGCACCUGCCACAGUAGAUUGCCUUCCUGGGCAUCUGCUGUCUCAGUCUAUCUCCUUGUGAAAGCAUGUCAGCCUCAGGCACGUCUGGGCAUUUGGCUGUUUGUCCUGGCGAUGACUCUUGGAACUGAAUGAGCAAUGGUGUAGCUUUUCUACGGGUGACCAGCAGGAGGGUGGGCAGGUGUGAGGUGGGGAAAGCCACUUAUCCACGAGGCUUUUCCUCCUCUGCCUGGCCUGUCCCUGUCCCUGUCUUCCUACCUCUAUAGCAAGCCCAAAGUGUCUUUUCCGGAGGGCCAGUGCCCCCCAGGCUGCUGCCCACGUUAGCACAUUGUCUUCCCAGGCCUCAGGCACAGUUCCUAACUGUGAGUGAGCCUAGGGCCUCCCUGACUGCACCAGCGGUGUCUGGACCCCAGGUUCUUGCCUGACUGGGAAGUCGGCCGCCCAGGAGGGGAUGCACUCCCAGCUGUCUGUUACCUGCCUCCACGCAUUUAACUUGGUGCAGAACCCAGGGAGCCACUCAGGCUUCCAUCCAAACAAAUCUGGCUCCUCCUCUAGAGCAAGGCCUACUUGGCAAUUGCUCUUGUUAAAGGAAACCACCUUGGGUCUGAGGGAUGGAGAGGCCUCAGAAUUAAGCACAACAGGAGGCCCAGCACCUGGUUUUACCAUCAGGAGCUGCUGGCUUGACAUGGCAAGGCCAAGGCCCUAUAUCUCAAAGUCCUAUCCAUUUGCCUACUGUGCUCAGGGCAUCCCCAGGUCUGUCUUACUCUGUGCACCCUGUGCAGGAGCCCCACUUUAAGCACCGCUGCUCCUCAGUAGAGGGUAGCAGCUCACUGCCAAUGGGAUCGCAGAGUUCAGGCACCACCUCUGGCCUCGCCUCACACAGUCAAAGGUCCACGUCCAAGUCUUGAACCAGCUGACUCCUAAAUGCCAUUCCCGAUGGGAGUGAAGCAGUGACUUUGUCCUUUGCCUGCUCAGUCAUAAAGUAUACCACUAGGCCAUAAGGAUGGAGGUAACGCCUUACUAACGUCACAGUAGGUCAUGCGCAGUGUAACGUGCCUGGUUACAGCAUGCUGGGUUUACGUUCAAAGCUGACACCUGUCUACGAAGGUUAGGGUCAAGGCAGCAAACGCCUCGCUUCCUAUUUUAAAAGUUCACUCACUGAGCCCAGCCCUCUUCUCUGUUUUAAAGAUGGGGUAACAGAGCCAAGUGGGUCAUACAGCCCAGCGGUGUGGAGCAGUACACCAGGCGGCAGGGAUAGAAUCAACCUCGCACCGUUUUCACGAUGGCAGCCCAUCCUCAGGAACCGUGAGUGUUCUGGGAGCACACCUACCAAAUUGCUUCCAGGACGGAGGGUUAGACCUCAGUGCUGGGCACAGGUGGGCACCGCCAUGCCUAGCAGAAAAGAUUUCUGUUUAUCUCUCAUGCACAGCACAGGAAGGCUCUGCCAUGUGAAGGAGUGCUUUAGAAUGCCGUCCUGGUCCUUGGUGCAGAUCAUUUUCUCAAUUCCUUCUUCAAAUCCAGAGAAGCAAAUCUUAGUGCUGGUGACCGGGUUGAUUUUUGGUAAAAGACUAUCUCCAUCCUUAGUAUGAGUUGUGAUCGGUUCUGCACAAUUCGGUUUCAAACUUACCUUUUUCUUUCCCUUUAAAAACAACAAGAACCAAGGUUUCCUUAUGUAUCCUAUCCCAUACUGGUCCCACACUGGUGGUCCUCCUGCCUCAGCCUUGCUAGGGCUGGGACACAGUAUCACCUUUCUGAACAGAAGCACAGAAGUAGCAUGAGGGGGAUUGGGAAACAGUUGCCUGCCUGGGAAGUGGGUCUGUGUUCUCUCUAACUGCCGCAGUUCUGUUUGUUUACCAUCAAAUUGUAUCGGUGUCUCCAGGGCUUGGCGGUACAAAUCAAAGCCAAGACCAAUUAAAAGAAAUGUUUUUAUCUUUGG